Scomber japonicus (chub mackerel) is the source of this 3690-nucleotide messenger RNA. RefSeq names its product leucine-rich repeats and immunoglobulin-like domains 2 (gene lrig2). The record is from RefSeq and is a predicted model, not a curated record. The coding region runs from base 442 to 3633 and encodes 1063 amino acids. Lineage: Eukaryota; Metazoa; Chordata; Actinopteri; Scombriformes; Scombridae. Gene Ontology annotation, molecular function: protein binding. The transcript has 18 exons.
GCGCUUUGUUGUUCUUUCGGGACAGAAAAGACAGAGAAAAUUAAUUUUAACUCGCUGUAAACAACCCGGGUCAAACAAAGAUACCGUCGUAUUUGAUUCAGCGUAAUCAAAUGACAACCGGGUGAGGAGUUAAUCCGGUAUCGUUUUUAGGAAAACUGGCAUAUUUGUGAAACUAAACAAGCUGAACAUUGAGCUAGCAUAAGCAUUCCAGAUUGGAGCGGAAGGGGAUCAAUCCUUGCUAGGAUGCCUCACGCAAGUUGGAUAAAGCUGUAUUUUACAGAUCCGCUUGGAUGCAUGGCACUUUAACCCUGAAGUAUGUGUUUGUUUAAGUGGUAAUUAAGCUGCAGGAACAGUUUUAUGGUGGUUUUGUAACUGUUUUUUAACCAGUUUAGUGAGUUAGCCACGUAGCUACGUAGCCUUUCUGUAGGGAAGACAUUUAAAAUGGCGGAAGACUGGCCCAUUCCUUCGGCCCUCGUCUUCAUGCUUCUGAGUUUGAGUGCCUGGGCCCUUGAGUCCUGUCCGGUUCCUUGCUCGUGUUCUGAGGGACAAGAUGGGCUCCAUAUCCUGGACUGUAAUAGAAAAAGGCUGUCGACGGCUCCCCUGGACCUACCAGAUGGGAUAAACCAAGUGACCAUGAACCAUAAUGAGCUGACUGCUUUUCCAUAUCUUGGAGAUGUUUCCUCAAACAUCACCUCGCUGUCAUUAGUCCACAAUCGCAUCUCAGAGCUUUCAAUGCUUCAGCUGCAGCCGUACGUUUCCUUGGAGACGCUGGACCUGACGUCUAACUCUAUCUCUGAGCUCAAAGUUGGAUCCUUUCCCUCCAUGCAACUAAAAUAUCUGAAUUUGAGUAAUAACAAGAUCAGCGUCCUCGAGCCUGGCUGCUUUGAAAACAUCUCCAGCUCCCUGCUGGUGCUAAAGCUCAACAGGAACAGAUUAGUUAUGCUGCCAUCCAAAGUCUUCAAACUUCCACAGCUUCAGUUCCUCGAAAUGAAGCGUAACAAGAUCAAGAUAGUGGACAGCCUGACAUUCAAAGGGAUGGACUCACUGAGGUCACUGAAGAUGCAAAGGAACGGCAUCACGAAGCUCAUGGAUGGAGCCUUUUUCGGACUGAAUAACAUGGAAGAACUAGAGUUGGAGCACAACAACCUAACUGAGGUCAACAAGGGUUGGCUGUAUGGCCUGCGCAUGCUGCGUAUCCUGCGGGUCAGCCAGAAUGCUGUCGGCAUCAUCCGACCAGACGCCUGGGAGUUUUGCCAAAAGCUGGAGGAAUUAGACCUGUCCUUCAAUCAUCUGACGAGGCUGGAGGAGACAGCUUUUGUAGGAUUGGGCCUCCUGGAGAGCCUGAACCUGGGAGAGAACUCCAUCAGCCAUUUGGGAGAGGGAGUGUUCAGUAGCCUGGCCAGUCUGCGCACGCUAGAUAUCCGCAAUAAUGAAAUCUCCUGGGCAAUUGAAGACUCCAUCGGUGUGUUUGAUGGAAUGAAAAAGCUGAACACACUAAUCCUGCAGCGGAACAAAAUCAAAUCGAUCACCAAAAAAGCUUUUGAGGGGCUGGAGGAGCUGGAGCACCUGGACCUCAGCAAGAAUGGCAUCAUGUCGAUACACCCUGAGGCGUUGGCACAUAUAAAGCUCAAAGUGUUUGUCCUGAACACAAGCAGCCUGCUGUGUGACUGCCACAUGCAGUGGCUGGGGCCCUGGCUCACUGACAGCCAGUUCCAGCAGUCUGUGUCCGCUGUCUGCGCCCAUCCUGCCAGCCUGCUCGGUCGCAAUGUCCUUUCCAUCAACCCAGAAGAGUUUGUUUGUGACGAUUUCCCCAAACCACAGAUCACAAGUCACCCAGAGACGUCUGUGGCACUGCGGGGGAAUAACGUCACUCUGAGCUGCGUCGCGUCUAGCAGCAGCGAUUCGCCGAUGACCACGGCAUGGCGGAAGGAUGGCGAGGUGCUGUACGAUGCGGAAGUGCAAAACUACGCACAGUACCAGGAGGGAGAGUUGAUCUACACCACUGUGCUUCACCUCCUCAAUGUCAACUUCACUGAUGAGGGGCGCUACCAGUGUGUGGUGUCCAAUCAUUUCGGCUCUAACUACUCCAACAGGGCCAAGCUUACUGUCAAUGAGCUGCCAUCCUUUCUUAAGACACCCAUGGAUCUGACUAUCCGGACUGGCACUAUGGCCAGACUGGAGUGUGCUGCUGAAGGCCAUCCAUCACCCCAGAUUGCUUGGCAGAAGGAUGGAGGCACUGACUUCCCCGCCGCCCGAGAGCGCAGGAUGCACGUGAUGCCAGACGAUGACAUCUUCUUCAUUGCUAAUGUCAAGACAGAAGACAUGGGAGUGUACAGCUGCACGGCUCAAAAUGCGGCUGGCAGCCUGUCAGCCAACGCUACGCUCACCGUUCUGGAAACUCCAUCCUUCAUGCGGCCAUUGGAAGACAGAACAGUGGCUCGUGGCGAAACUGCCGUGCUUCAGUGUAUUGCUGGAGGCAGUCCUGCCCCCCGCCUCAACUGGACCAAAGAUGAUGGACCUCUGGUACUCACAGAGCGCCACUUCUUUGCUGCUGCUAACCAGCUCCUUAUUAUAGUUGAUGCCGGUCCUGCUGACGCUGGGAAGUACACCUGCAUCAUGUCUAAUACACUGGGAACAGAGCGUGGUCACAUCUACCUGAGCGUCUCACCGUCACCAAACUGCGAUACCGGCGUGGGGUACGACCAGGACGGCUGGACCACCGUGGGCAUCGUGGUGAUUGUGGUGGUGUGCUGUGUGGUUGGAACCUCACUGGUCUGGGUCAUUGUCAUCUACCACAUGCGCAGGAAGAGCGAAGACUACAGUAUCACCAAUACAGAUGAGAUGAAUUUACCAGCAGACAUCCCCAGCUAUCUAUCCUCUCAGGGUACUUUGUCAGAGCCUCAGGAAGGCUACAGUAACUCUGAGGCUGGCAGCCACCAGCAGCUCAUGCCUCCUCUCUCUAAUGGAUAUGUCCAUAAGGGCACAGAUGGUGUGUGUUAUGGAGACACGGGCAGCGAGGUGGAAACCGAGGGCAACGGCAUGCUGCACUGCAGGGUCGGCUCUCUGUUCACUGGCCGCAGCAGCUUCCACCCUGGGGAGGCUCGCGAGGGACUAGCUGGAGUCCCUGCAGGUGGUGCAGUACCGCUGGUCAUCUGCUCCGACUGCUAUGACAAUGCCAACAUCUACUCUCGCACACGGGACUAUUGCUCCUACGCCUAUCUGGGGGAAGACGACCCGCUAGACAAGACUCUACCAGGCCUUAAGGAGGGCUUCGGCGAGCAUCCCCAGCACGAGGACCCGACACUGGAGAGCCUCAUUACAAACCGAGACUCCUCCGUCUUUCUCACCUCACACGACAAAAGGUUGAGCAACCACACUCCUCCGGAGCACUACACUAAUGAUUCUCUUAGCAGGUCAUUCUGGGGGGAAGGCGAAGAUCCAUCCUCAAAACCCCAACCAGGCACGUCCCAGCACCCAGUGACUGUACACAGGACACCUCCUCUGACCUCCUCUGCUGACGGUGCAGAGGAGCAGAGCGGAGCAGAGGUGGACUGCUUCUCCAACCAAUGCACACAGAAUCACAGAAGUGCCUCUAAUAGGACUAACCCUCAGGAGCAACCCGCUCCCACAUAGGUCCUAACACUACACCCAUGUUCUGCCUCUGACUCUUUGUCGCUGCACCCCCUCCUC